Molecule: messenger RNA, 1240 nt
Organism: Oncorhynchus gorbuscha (pink salmon)
Lineage: Eukaryota; Metazoa; Chordata; Actinopteri; Salmoniformes; Salmonidae
Product: LHFPL tetraspan subfamily member 4 protein-like
Exons: 2
Coding region: 569-1240 (223 amino acids)
Biological process (GO): sensory perception of sound; gamma-aminobutyric acid receptor clustering
Cellular component (GO): plasma membrane; inhibitory synapse; postsynaptic membrane
Molecular function (GO): GABA receptor binding
Source: RefSeq, a predicted model, not a curated record
AUGCCCAUCUUUUCUCGUCUUCAUUCUUCAAAGGACACGCAUCGGUCUCUUAUUCCGGAUGUAAAUAAUGCUCAAGUUGACCUAACUUAAAUAGUUCGCGGAAGAUUCAUCAGUGGGGCUCGACAGCGGUGCUUGUCUCUCAUUUAAAGCGUUGGGUCUAAUGGGAGUCGAUAUAGCUUCAUUCUUCACACUCCGACGGGGGUGGUGAAUUGCGAAUAACGCGCCUGAUCUCUUUUUUCCUUGACCAUUGAUUUUUGCAAUGUGAGCUUGUUCGACUCUGCUGUGUCUUUAGGCAUUAAGAGGAUUUUCCCCAUCGCUGUUUAAUCACGCUUCGGUCUUGAAUCGAUUCAUUUGGAAACCAUUUGGACUAUAUAACAUCCAGACACCUGGACCUUUUGAUUGACUACCAGGGGAGACAGUGCUGACCUUUGUGGAAGAUUUUUGUUUGAUCUCCAUCUUUCAGAGACAACGGGGUGUUCUUAUCAAAACAGUUGCUGAGGAAUCAUUGACGAAGAUAGGGGGAGAUAGAGACGAGGGGAAUACGAGAUAACGCCAGUGGUGGGGGAACAUGCUGCCUUCGCAAGAUGCUUCCAAGAUUUACCAUGACAACUACACGCGGAACUCGCGGGCCAUUGGGGUUCUGUGGGCUAUAUUCACCAUAUGUUUGGCCAUUAUUAACGUAGUGGUGUUUAUUCUGCCCUACUGGAUUGGGGACAGCGUGAACACCCCACACGCAGGCUAUUUCGGCUUGUUCCACUACUGCGUGGGCACUGGAAACUCCAACCGGGAGCUCACUUGCCAAGGAACCUUCGCCGAAUUCAGCGGCAUCCCCUCGAGCGCGUUCAAAGCUGCCUCCUUCUUCGUGUUGCUGUCCAUGGUGCUAAUCUUGGGUUGUAUUGCCUGCUUCACCCUUUUCUUAUUCUGCAACACUGCCACUGUCUACAAGAUGUGCGCCUGGAUGCAGCUGCUAUGCGCUGUGUGUUUGCUCCUGGGCUGUAUGAUCUUCCCGGAUGGCUGGGAUGCGGAGGUGGUACGCGACAUGUGUGGCGAGGAGACAGGGAAGUACACGCUGGGAAACUGCUCGGUGCGCUGGGCCUACAUGCUGGCCGUCGUUGGCAUCAUGGACGCCCUCAUCCUCUCCUUCCUGGCCUUCGUUUUGGGCAACCGGCAGAAUGACUUCCAGCUGGAGGAGCAGCUCAAAGCAGAACAGAAAGGUGAGGCGCUAAUGAUUCUAAGCUAA